This is a messenger RNA of Drosophila miranda, 1603 nucleotides long. RefSeq names its product DNA-directed RNA polymerase III subunit RPC3 (gene Polr3C). Gene Ontology annotation, molecular function: single-stranded DNA binding. Lineage: Eukaryota; Metazoa; Arthropoda; Insecta; Diptera; Drosophilidae. Gene Ontology annotation, biological process: DNA-templated transcription. The transcript has 6 exons. Gene Ontology annotation, cellular component: RNA polymerase III complex. The record is from RefSeq and is a predicted model, not a curated record. Bases 1 to 1569 code for a protein of 522 amino acids.
AUGUCUGCGGACUACGCUCAUCUGUGCUCUGCGAUUGUGGAACAGUGUUUCGGGAAAGCGUUGCAGUCGGUGUCUGAUUGUUUGUUUUCGGCAACCACGCGGACAUUGUCGCAAAUCGCGAGCGCCACAAAGCUAUCCCGCAAAGAGGUAGGACUAGCACUGUCGGUGCUAAUUAAUUUUCGUUUAGUGAACUUCGAAGCCACCAAAUUGAAUCCGUUUGUCCCAGAAUAUUCCCUUAGUCGUCAAGAUAUUCUCUGUCUGCUGCGUUACCCGCGGUACAUUCAUAUGGUGCAAAAAAAGUAUGGAAGUAUUGGUGCAUCUAUUGCAGAGGAGCUGAUCAGCGCGGGCUCGGAUACAGCGAGCGCGACACUGAUCAAAUGCCUAUCAGAGGAAGAUACCAGGGCGGAUAGUGCCGAAUCCUACCGCAACAUCUUUCUGCAAAUGAUAACCGAUCACUAUAUCAUUAAAAGGCCGGAGCUAAUAUUGUCGGAAGAGCAGGGUGAGGUCCUGCCGAAAUUCGAGAGCAACGAGUGUGACUAUUUCAGGCACCCCAAUGUUGAUCUUCAGCUGAUAGAGAAGAUCAGAAGAGGCGAGGCAACAUUAGCAGAAGCCGGGGACAGUAACAUGAUCUGGAACGUCAACUAUGACCGUUUCCAUCAGGACUUUCGGGAUGCCAUCAUGAUAGACGCCAUUGAACGCAAGCUGGGGGAAAAUGCUUCCGAAUGCUUUCGUUUCAUAUUGAAGAUAAUGUACAAAACAACGGAUCCAUGGCAGCGCAAACUAUCCAACCAAAUCACAUUUGUGGAUAUUAAGCAGACAAUCGAGAAGAAAUCGAACAAUCUGGAUCUUAUGAAGCACUUGGAUCAGUACAUAACUUUACUAACUGAAGACUCCCUUGGUUUCCUUCGAAGAGUGGGUGACAUGGGUGGCGGUCUGUAUGUUGUGGAUAUGGAACAUGCGUUUCAGUCGCUUGCCUUUGCGUGCAUUGAGUCUGUGAUUACUGAGCGUUUUGGUUCAAAAGCGGCACGAAUAUUUCGAGUGAUACGCUUCAAGAAAUUUAUAGAACAAGAGGAUUUGCAGAAAGAGGCCAUGAUACCGGCCAAGGAGGCCAAAUCACUUGCCUACAAUUUGUUCCAGGAUCAGUUUAUUCACGUCAAGGCGAUCAAGAAAGCUGGUGGCGGGGGCAAUGGUCUGGCAAAGGCCUUCUAUCUCUUUCAGAUCAAGGAAAAGGAUUCUGUGAGGAUGUUACUGGACGUUUGCUACAAGUCCCUCUAUAACGCCAUCGAGCGUUCAAACUUUGAGAAAAAUGAGCACACGGGUCUUAUAGAUAAAUCACUAAGACUGGACUGCAUAGUGGAGACCAUGAUGGAGCGUGGAGAAUCUGACGAAUACAUUGCCGAGCUUGUGGAGACAUUCACACCACCCGAAGUUGAGAUCCUUAAUAAGGUCAAAAAUCGCAUAAAGACCUUAUCGAAGGCCGAACUGACAAUGGACCAAACCAUCUUCCUUCUGCAAAUGUACCAGCAUCAUUGUACAAUUUUACCAACUGUCAUUGGAAAAUAUAAAUAAUAAUCGUAAAGCAAUCGAAGAGAUUCGAAUAAUA